Messenger RNA from Brassicogethes aeneus, 1192 nucleotides. Lineage: Eukaryota; Metazoa; Arthropoda; Insecta; Coleoptera; Nitidulidae. The record is from the annotation of a GenBank genome assembly.
AUGGCAACAGAUUCGGGGAAUUGGAGAGACAACAUCUUAAAACAACUGCAAAACAGAAACAAAAACGAAACGUACUGCUUCCAGGACCUGAUAAGCCAACAUAUUCGAGUUUUUGAAAAUGCGAAUGUUUUGAGAACGGAAAAUUUGCAAUUAUCCAUACAAAAUGAGAAGCUGAGCUGCGGGGUGGGAACUUCUGGCGACAGUGGGCAACAGGAGCGAAUACAACAGCUGGAAAAGAAGUUACUGAAUCAAGCCGAUGAAUUGGCUGAAUUGCAUAGAAGAAAGGGGGAAAACGCGCAACAAAUUAUAGACCUUAAUGUCAAAGUGCUGGAGAAAGAUAAACUUUUAGCUGCUAAAGAUAUGAGUUUGGCAGAAAAUGCUGCUAAAAUAAUAAGUUUAAAUGCUGAAGUAUCGCUGUAUGAGAAAUCAAAUCAGGAAUUAAAAUAUUUGAAUGAUACUUUACGAGAUGAACAUCAGGCUUUACAAAUGGCUUUUACGUCUUUAGAAGAAAAGUUAAGAAAAGUUCAGGACGAAAAUAGGCAAAUGGUCGAGAGAUUAAUAAAGUACAAAGCAAAAGACGCGGACCGUAUGAACGAAGAAAACGAUAAUUUUCUCAACGAUGGUGCCAAGCAUAUUACAACAGUGCUCAGCACAUUUGGUCUUUUCAGGAAACGGCACGCCAAGAUGCAAAAGGAGAUCGAGGAGGCGUGCAGAGAGCCGCGGGAAGUUUCCCCAAAUACUUUUCCUGAAGGUUUUGGCCCCGUUUGCCAGCUGACUGUGCCUAGCAAGAUCAAUGUUAAAUUUGAUGCCCACGAAGGUGAAGUGAACGCGAUAAAGUGGAGUCCGGUAGAUCGAAUAGUGGCCACCGGGGGCGCUGAUCGAAAAGUGAAGCUGUGGGAUAUUUCAAAAGGGACUUAUGAAAGUAAAGGUGUGUUAGUGGGCAGUAAUGCUGGUGUUAUGGCUGUAGAUUUUGAUCCGACUGGUGCUUUGAUUCUUGGGGCCUCCAACGACUAUGCUAGUAGGGUGUGGACAGUGAUCGACCAGAGAUUAAGGGUAAGUUAUCUAAAAUAUUGCAAAAUAUAAGGGGAUGGUUAUUAUUUAAUUAAUGGUGAACAUUUCGGCAACAUUUUACGAACUAAAUUCGACAUGCCAGCUAGCACAUGGAAACCUCAACAAAAAUUAAAUUCCGAAA